Messenger RNA from Lodderomyces margitis, 408 nucleotides. It is a transcript of the gene RBR1, whose product is annotated as Rbr1p. Bases 1 to 408 code for a protein of 135 amino acids. The record is from RefSeq and is a predicted model, not a curated record. Lineage: Eukaryota; Fungi; Ascomycota; Pichiomycetes; Serinales; Debaryomycetaceae. The transcript has a single exon.
AUGAAAUCCACUACUACUAUUAUUACUUUAUUCGCAGCAAUUGCUACCGCUUACGCAGCUGACUCCUCUUCCGGAGGUGCUGCAUCCAAGGCUACCUCAGCAGUAGGAUCAGCUGUUUCAAGUGCUACUUCAGGCGCCUCUUCAAAGGCUUCCUCAGCCGCCAGCGGUUCAUCAGGUUCUGACUCCAAAUCAGGUUCUUCAUCAGGCUCUUCAUCAGCCUCCAAGUCAUCAGGAUCUGAUUCCAAAUCCGGUUCUUCUUCAGCUAGUGCUGCUUCUAAGUCAGGAUCAAGCUCCUCUGCCGCUUCAUCUGGCUCAUCAAAAUCUUCAAAGGGUGAUGCUAACGGUAUGGGAGUUGCUGGUGUUGGUGCUGGUUCAUUAGCUGCCGUUGCCGGUUUGUUGUUGUUGUAA